UUCAGGGCGGGGCCGCUCAGGGUUAAAGGGGCGACCACGGGUCGCCGCAGCUCGGCCGCGGGGAGACAAAGCGCCCGCUCGCAGCAGCCCAUCAAGCGGUUCCGGGCCAUGGGACGGAUAGACCCUCGCGCCAGAUCCGCAGCCAGGCUCCCAAGAGUACCUGCUACACAUUGGGCUCUCAAAUCCAGACAGGAGAACCCUCCCCUCCUGGAGCAGGCAUGAGUGACCCAGAUGAAGAACUAGAGGUCCAGAGAGGCUGACUGUGUGCACAGAGGUGACCCAGCCUGGGGACCGAGCUGACCUGUGAACCCAGUGAGCGGAGCACGGUGGGCACAAGGAGCUGUCUCGGGAAGUCGCUUAUGCAGAGAGACUGGCUUAGAGAGGAACAGCUGGGCCGGGUGGUGGCGGCGGCGCUCGCCUUUAAUCUCAGCACUGGGGAGACAGAGGCAGGCGGAUCUCUGAGUGUGAGGCCAGCCUGGUCUACAGAGGGACAAGCACAGGUCUUGCGGCCAUGAAGCUGAAUGAGCGAAGCCUCGCCUUCUACGCGACCUGCGACGCUCCGGUAGACAAUGCUGGCUUCCUGCACAAGCGCGGUGCGCGCGGGGCAGGCUCGCACCGGCGCUGGUUCGUGCUUCGUGGCAACAUGCUCUUCUACUUCGAGUCGGAGGCCAGCCGAGAGCCGCUGGGCGUCAUCCUGCUGGAGGGUUGCACGGUGGAGCUGGUGGAUGCCCGGGAAGAGUUUGCCUUUGCCGUGCGCUUUGCCAGUGGUCGUUCUCGGCCCUAUGUGCUGGCAGCCGACAGCCAGGCAGCCCUGGAGGGCUGGGUGAAGGCGCUGUCUCGAGCCAGCUUCCACUACCUGCGCUUGGUGGUGCAUGAGUUGGAGCAGCAGCUGGCCGCCAUGCGGGAGAGAAGCCCUGCCAACGCCUUGCCCACCAGCCCAAGCCCAGUCUCGAACUUGCGACCCAAGGAGAAUGGCCGGGCAGCGUGGAGCGUGCUGCCCGAAAAACCCACUGCAGCCCCCCAGCGCCCACCGCUGCCACCCCGUCGCAGGGCCUCUGCACCCAAUGGGCCCUUGGCAUCCUUUGCACAGCUGCAUGAGCGAUAUGGACUGGAGGUGCAGGCCCUAAGGAGCCAGUGGCGUGGAGGCCAGGCUGGCCUAGCCGGCCUGGAGGUCUGGCAUCCUUCUAGCUCUGGUGGGACUCAUACCCAGGACCAGCCGUAAGGGGCCUGCUGGCUGUGAGGAGAGGCUGAGUUCAGAGGACCCUAAGUACAGUACAGCUUGGACUCGAGCCAGGCUUCCAGGGGACACAGGACAUGUGACCUAGGAGACGAGACCUCUGGGGUCAGUGGCAAUUACUGCUACGAAGAACCUGGGGCCUCAACAUGCUUCAAGAGUUCAAGGAACUGGUUUCUAGAGAACUCUGCCCCAGGACAGCCCUGGAGCUGGCCACAGGCCCAUGGGGCCCAGAGUCUACCUGGUGCAGUGCCUCACAAGGAUCGGGAGGCCUGGGCCUGGCAGCUGCUUCCUGGGUUGCUCACGUGGGCCUGAGGCAGCAGGCAGAAGGCGGAGCUUAAACUGGAUAGGUCCCCAAGUCCCCUGGCUUGGAACCAGCUGAGGCAGGACUUUGUCCAGCCUUGGCUCUGCAGGGCCUUUGAGAGCCACCUGACCUCCAAUCCCGGGCUGUGGCCUAGCUUCCUCGAAGGUUUACCUGGAGGAGACAGACGCCUCCGGCUGACUCCAUGCCUGCAGGGGGACAGCCCAUGAGCUGCUUCCCGACACCCAGAUAACCCGUGGGCCCUCCCUGCUGGGUCCACUCUCACCACAGUGCUGGCUCUCUUCCAGAGUGUUGGGCAGGACAACCUGCCCCACCUGGGUCUCGUUUACAGUCCUCCUCAGUGCCCUGCCCUGGGGACCGGAGGACACUGACACUGCAAUCUCUGCAUCAGGUGGACAGAUUUCACCCUAGCCCUGAUCCUCUAUCCCGGGAGGCUCUGGGUUGGGGAUCUGAAGGUGCAUCUGCCACCAAGCCUCUUGACUCCCUGCUGGCUCAGGGGUCAGGGCUUGUCUGUGGGUUUUACUUUGAAGUAUAUAAGGCGUUGCAUUUGUCUUUUUUUUUUUUUUUUCAGCAGUCAAGUUUGGUAUCCAUACCCCCUCCUUGUUACUGUUGGCUGGCUGGAAGGGAUGGAAUUGUCCCCAGGGAGCCCAGCCCUAGCAGGAGACACACUGACGCCUAGCUGACUUGGCGUUUACCUGCCACUCUGUCCCCUGAAGUCUCUGGGGACUCUUUUCACUCUCCCAUUGGGUGGGGCUCAGGACUUACUGCUGGAGGGCUGAGGCAUAGACUUAGUCUGGGUUUACAAACUCUAAAGGUACGGGGCAGAAGGUGGGGGCAGGGAGGGAGAUGCCCACUUUUCCCAAAGCACAAAGAUCAAGUCCAGCUGACUCUAGGGCUAAGAGACAUCAGUCAUGGACAGGGUACGAGGGCCAAAAUAAAAUCUGGUCAAGUAA
Molecule: messenger RNA, 2509 nt
Organism: Mesocricetus auratus (golden hamster)
Lineage: Eukaryota; Metazoa; Chordata; Mammalia; Rodentia; Cricetidae
Gene: Pheta1
Product: PH domain containing endocytic trafficking adaptor 1
Exons: 4
Coding region: 512-1222 (236 amino acids)
Biological process (GO): endosome organization; retrograde transport, endosome to Golgi; receptor recycling
Cellular component (GO): early endosome; trans-Golgi network; recycling endosome
Source: RefSeq, a predicted model, not a curated record